Molecule: messenger RNA, 558 nt
Organism: Rotaria sordida
Lineage: Eukaryota; Metazoa; Rotifera; Eurotatoria; Philodinida; Philodinidae
Source: the annotation of a GenBank genome assembly
AUGGUUGCAAAUAUUAAAGGAAAAAAUCAACAAUGUUCCGGUAUAUGUUGUAUAGUGAGUUGUUCGUCUGGUUCACAAACUGGUACAACAUCUGGAAAUUCUCAAACUACACAAGAACAAGGUAAUUGUCAACAAACAGGAUGUCCAACUGGUUCAUGUUGUUCAAAAUAUGGCUAUUGUGGAAAUACACCUGAACAUUGCGAUCAAACACCAAUAAGUAAUGGAAAUUGUAAAACUCAAGGUUGUCCUUCAGGACAAUGUUGCAGUGAUUAUGGAUUUUGUGGUACAACUGCUGCCCAUUGUAAAAAUGGUACUGGUGUUCCAUUUGUACAAGGUGAUUGCCAACAAAAAGGUUGUCCACGUGGACUUUGCUGUUCAAGAUUCGGCUAUUGUGGCAGUACAGCAGCAUAUUGUUCAGGUACAUCAGGAUCGGUUCCUCCGGGAAGCAGCACAAGUGGUAGUUCAAUAGAUUGUUCAAGUUGUGUUGGUAGUAUUGUGAUCAACUGUCCAAAAGCCUGUCGUGAGCAAAAAAUAAAAUCUAUGUUUUUUAAACAAUAA